GCGCGCGCGGCGGAGCUGGCGGCCGCGGGCGAGGAGUGCCUGCUGCCCCUGGCGCAGUUCGCGGAGGAGCUGCUGCGCGCGCGGCUGGAGGACGCCGCGAGCCUCGCCCUGGCGGCACGGCUGGCCGAGGACGAGGCCGACGCGGCCGCCGAGGAGAGCUGGAGGGCGGCUGGGACGCGGCCGCGCCGGCUGCACCGGGGCUGGGCGCCGGGGGGGCCCCGCAGCUGGGCCGCCGGGCCAUGUAUGUUCUCACCACAUCAUCGCGCCGGGCAAGCGGCAGGCGAUCAAGGAGUGGGCGGCGCAGCUGGGCCUCGGCGGCCUGGUCAAGGUCGGCUGGCCCGGGCUCAUCGUCGUGGAGGGGGAGGAGGGCAGCGUGCGCGCGUAUGUGGAUGCGCUGUCGCGGCUGCGGUGGAAGCACUUCGUCGUGCGGGCUGAGCAGCAGGUGGAGGGCGAGAACGGCCAACCUCUCGACCGCCUCAGAGUCCUGCCCGUCGGCGUCGAGGAGUUCGGGGCUGACGGCAUGUCGGCCUUCGCCGCGAGGUGCCGGGAGCGCGGUCUGGAGGAGCUCUUCCUGCGGUGCAUGAAGCUGCGGAGGUGA
Messenger RNA from Prorocentrum cordatum, 598 nucleotides. Lineage: Eukaryota; Dinophyceae; Prorocentrales; Prorocentraceae. The record is from the annotation of a GenBank genome assembly.